Molecule: messenger RNA, 2054 nt
Organism: Amphiprion ocellaris (clown anemonefish)
Lineage: Eukaryota; Metazoa; Chordata; Actinopteri; Pomacentridae
Gene: eva1ab
Product: eva-1 homolog A (C. elegans)
Exons: 4
Coding region: 652-1224 (190 amino acids)
Source: RefSeq, a predicted model, not a curated record
GAGUCUGCAUUUACAACUGUGUGGCUGUGUGUGUGUUAGUCUGAGUGAGAGAAAGAGAAAAAGAGACAGUCAGAGAGGAGGAGGAUGCAGAGAGGAGGUCGAUUCGGUCGACCUGUCCGGGUCUCUCAUGUCACAGAUGUGCCCUCAGGAGCUGACCUCUGUCUCUCUGUCUGGAAAAUAACCUGGAAAAACUGAAAUGGAAUAUUGGAAAACUGCACCGUGGAGAACAGUCGGGGCAACGUCCCUCCUGCUGCUGCAUCAGAGACAGAAGAAGUGAAGGGAAGAAAGGAGAAUGAGUGACGUUUUUAAUUUGUAUCUACAUAAGAAAGUGAAGAGGAGACGGAGUCUUGUGGACCUGUCUGACAACUGUGGGAGGACGGAGCAGAUUUAUACGUAUAAUUGUACUCUUAGUGUGCUUUUGGCUUUCUUUGAGGGAAAGGCAAAGAGCAGAGAGGAGAUAAUAGGAGAGGAGAGGAAAGGGGAGGAGAGAGCAGAGUGUAGAGAGUAGAGGAGUACAGAGGAGGAAGGAGAGGAGAGGAGAGGAGAGGAGUGAACACACCAGAUGGGAUCCUGGCAUUAAUAAAAUGGAGUCCUGAGGAACUGAACUGCCCUCUGCAGGAGAAUAUAAUCAUCUCAACUCACUGUGAAAUCAUGAGCACUCCAACGACAGCAAGCCCCACCAUGGAGGUGAAGGUGGUCUCCCAGGAGAUGGCAUUGCUUAGCAACAUCCUGGCAGCUUACACCUUCAUCGCAGACCAACCUGAGAGGACGGCGCUGGUGUUUCUCGGCGGAGUGUGUGUCGGCCUUCUGGUCACACUGUGCGCCAUCGUCUUCCAGAUCCACUGUCGAGCUGACUGCCACUAUGGCAACAGCAACAACCCCCAGCAUCGCCAGAGUAAGAAACAUCACCAACGCCGCCAUCACAACUGUCCCAUCCAUCAGCAGGGCGACAGCAACCCAGACCCCACUGCCGUCGUGGCCUCUGGAGGGACUGGGCCCACUGGGGACAGCGAGUCAGAGGACUGGGAUGACACGUCCGACCUGUCAACACGGAGACGCAGGCGCUUUGAGAGAGCCCUGCUGCACGCCACCAUGUUCACAUCAGCCGAGGAGCUGGAUCGAGCCCAGAGGCUGGAAGAGCGGGAAAGGAUUCUCCGGGAGAUCUGGAUGAACGGACAACCAGACAUCAGCACGGUCACUCAAAGCCUCAACAGAUAUUACUGACACGAAAGUAAACACAAGGGCAGACUGGGAGGCAAACUGAGAGAAAACAGAAAAUAUAGAGGCAGACAGACGGAUGAACGGUGAAUAAAUGGGUGCGCAGGUGAACAAACACUGUAUUAAAUGAACAAUGAUGUAUUGACAGCACCAAAGAGAUUCUUAUCAAACAGUCAGUGACCGUGCAGCCUGCAGCAGCCCCUCCAGGAGCACACAUGAGCGGUGAUGGCUCUGUCCUCCAACACAACAUGACAGUUAUGUGUUUGGAAGAAGAAAGCCAAGCCACAAUGGGACCUACAGAGCACAGACGGCCAACGCUGCUGCAGAUAUUUUGUAGAUCCUGCAAUGUGUUACUGCUGCCAUAAAGUUACAGGGAUUUUCUAAUUUUUCCAUUUUUAACAGGUGCUUUGGAGAUGUGCAGGAGGAGUCAGGUGCUGUUUAUGAGUGUACAGUAUGGAUUUAAAUGAUGUGUUGUUGUUGCACUUUUCCUCAGCUCACCCUUAUUUGUCUGUGAACCUGCUAUAAUCAUGGGUUGAGAACUGGAAACUGAAAUAGAGAGAGAUCGAUUGAUCGAGCACAUUAACUCCAUGCAAAGAAGAAGGUCCGCAUUUACUGCUGCAGUUCUCAACCUCCUUUAUGAUGAUUGCACACUAAUAGGUGAGACAUUAAACAUUAAAAUAUGGCAUCAAGGAUUUCCUAACAGCUCUGUAGGCUGGCAGCUGUAGGUUUAGAUGCAUAUUAGAACAAGAGAUGAUUGUGUCUGAGAAGGUUGUGCUCUGUAUGUAGUCUGUAAAGUUGAAAAUAUUAAUAAAAUUAAAGUCCUGGAUUUCACGAAA